Molecule: messenger RNA, 1781 nt
Organism: Ricinus communis (castor bean)
Lineage: Eukaryota; Viridiplantae; Streptophyta; Magnoliopsida; Malpighiales; Euphorbiaceae
Product: seed biotin-containing protein SBP65
Exons: 2
Coding region: 123-1601 (492 amino acids)
Source: RefSeq, a predicted model, not a curated record
AUCUCCACUGCGAGUACUUAAAACACAAUCUUUGGAACACCGUCAGAGCAGAGAAGAAGAAGAAGGAAAAAGAAAAAUCCACUUCGAGAAAUCCAGAAAAUACCCUAGAGAGAAGAAGAAAAAUGGCAUCUGAGCAAUCAAGAAGAGAGAACACAACCAGUGAGAGAAAGGUUCAUUUAGAGAAAGAUAGAGUUCCUAAAAUGACUCUUCAUUUCGAGUCUUUGGUGACUGAGAAACCAACAGAAACUACUCAAGGGAGUGAGGGGAGUACUACUGCUAGUACAAACGCGGUUGGUGAAGCUGACAGGCCUGAGAAAGCAGGAGAAGGGAAUGGGACGGGUGCUCAAUUUGAGUCUCUUGCUGAUAAAGUCAAAAGCAAAGAGGAUGCUCCUAGUGAUCAAGAACAAGGAAGGAAUUAUACUGUUGGAAAAUUUGAAGCGAGUGGUGAAGGAGAGAAAGGGUCUAAUAAGGAAGGCAAAGAAGAGAAAAAGGAAAACAAAGAGCAACCUUCUUUGGAAGAAAUAUCAAAGCUUAGACAAACAGCACAGCAAAAUUCCAUGGAGGCUAUUAAGGCUGCACAAGAGAGAUAUGAGAAGGCUAAAGAAAAGGCAAAUCAAGGUUUAAGUGUUGCAGCUGAGUAUGCUAAAGAGAAAGGUGCACAAUCAAAAGAAGGUGCUCAAAAUAUAGAAGAGAAGGCAGCACAGACUACAGAUACGGUUAAAGAAAAAGGUGCAAAAGCAAAAGACACUGUUCUUGAAGGUGCUCAGAGGACAACCCAACUUGUUGCAGAGGGAGGAGCAAAGACAAAAGAUACAGUUCUUGAAGGAGCUCAAAAAACUUCACAGUAUGCUGCAGAGAAAGGAAAAGAGGCUAAAGAUACUGCGGCGGAAAUGGGUCAACAAACAAAGGAGAAAGUGGUGGGUGCAAGCAAGACUGCCAAAGAUUAUGCGGCCACGGCUAAAGAUGUGACGAUGGAGAAAACUAAGGAGGCAGCUCAUUAUGCUGGGGAAGUGGCUGCCGACGUGAAGGACAAGGCUGCAGUGGCUGGUUGGACAGCAGUGCAUUAUACCACGGAGAAGGCAGUGGAGGGGACAAAGGCGGCAGCAGGAGCUGUUGGAGCAGUGACGGAGAAAGCUGCAGCGGUUGCAGUCAAGCCUUUCAGUGCUGCUAAGCAGGUUGCUGCGUCCACCGGUGAGAGCAUGAAGGACUAUACUGCUAGGAAGAAAGAGGAGGCUGAGAGAGAACUUGAAGCCAGGAAAGCUGCAGAGAAAGAGAGUUUCCAGGGUGGAGAUUUCAAAGAAGAAUCACAGAUUCAUGCAACAGGAGGAGAAGCGAAAGGCAAGGGAACAUCAACAAAAUCCUCAACUGAAAGCUUCGCCGAAAAAGUUUUCCCAGAAAUCUCAGAAGGAGAAGAAGAGCAGCAGCAGCAGCAGCAGCAGCAACAAAAGGGAGGCAGCAGCUUGCUCGGUGCCAUUGGCGAAACUAUAGCCGAGAUUGCUCAGACAACCAAAGAGCUUGUUUUGGGACAGGACCAACCUAGAGGAUUUGAGAGCGCUAGUUAUGAAUCAAGCGAGCAAGAACAUGAUGAAAGCAGAGGAUGAGAACUAGUGUGGUUGAGAUUUUAUUUUCAUGAAGAUUUUGGUUAUGUCUUGGCUUUGUCUAUUGAGCUCGACGUGGGUAGAUGGCCUUGUUUUGCUAGUUGUUUGGAGUGUAAAAUAAAUCUCAACAGUUCUAUAUUCAGUUCAUAAUAAUACAUGCCAACUAUACUCGGUUGUUGAUAA